CUGCCACACUGAUUUUGAGAACGUCGCUGGAAACUUGCAAAUCAUUUCGUUCGUUUUUCGCCUGACAAUUUAAACAUAAUUAUGAGCAGCCUAGGAUUUGAACAGUUCCCGGACUACCAGGUGCCCGGCGUUAAGCACCCGGACUUCUCGCCCUACGAGUCCAACGGCGGCUCCAUUGUGGCCAUCGCCGGGGACGACUUCGUGGUGAUUGCGGCGGACACUCGUCUGAGCAGCGGCUACAACAUCCAUUCGCGCAACCAGAGCAAGCUGUUCAAGCUAUCGCCCAAGACGGUGCUCGGCUCCACCGGCUGCUGGGCGGACACCCUCUCGCUGACCGGUCUGAUGAAGGUGCGCAUGCAGAGCUACGAGCACACUCAUCUGCGCACAAUGACCACCGAUGCCGUGGCCCAGAUGCUCUCGAUCACCAUGUACAACCGCCGUUUCUUCCCCUACUAUGUGUCCAACAUUCUGGCCGGGAUCGACAAGGACGGCAAAGGCGUUGUCUACUCAUACGAUCCCAUUGGCCACUGUGAACGGGCCACCUACCGGGCUGGCGGCUCUGCCGGCACCCUGCUGCAGCCGGUUCUCGAUAACCAGAUCGGUCACAAGAACAUUAACCUGCCCGCCGGCGAGCUUCCUCCGCUCACCAAGGAGCGGGCUGUGGCCGUCGCCUCUGACACCUUCAUUUCCGCCGCCGAGCGCGACAUCUACACUGGAGACUCUGUGCUGAUCAAUGUCAUCACCAAGGAUGGCAUCGAGGAAAAGGUGCUGCAGCUGCGCCAGGAUUAAGCUGGGCAUUGGGGUGAAGGCAGUGCUAAGUUAGAGGACAUAAAAUUUUUGUAAUUACCAGAAAUAACAACACAAAUUCUAAUAAACUGAAUCUUUGAGAUUUCAACAAAAAAGGAA
Molecule: messenger RNA, 906 nt
Organism: Drosophila kikkawai
Lineage: Eukaryota; Metazoa; Arthropoda; Insecta; Diptera; Drosophilidae
Gene: Prosbeta6
Product: proteasome beta6 subunit
Cellular component (GO): proteasome core complex
Source: RefSeq, a predicted model, not a curated record